AUGAAGUUUUGUAUUUACAUUUUGAUACUUUUUCUACUUUGGCAAACUUGUUUUUCAGAACGAUAUGGAUCUUCUUCAGAUUUCUGUAUUGAUGGUACAAUUGCUGAAAAGUCAAAAGAUGGCGUCAUUAAAUGGUGUGAAGACACAAAUGAUUGUAGUGGAGGUUGGAAGUGUGUUCCAUCAGGCCAAUAUCAUUUCUCAAAACAAGUGAAUUACUGCUGCCAAAUGAGGGAGUCCAUAUGCUCAAUGCCUCCAAACCCAGGAUAUGGUGAUUGUUUUGAAGAGCCAAGGACCAUGUUUUAUUUUGAUUCACUGGAUUUGAAGUGCAAAAAGUUCAAAGUCAUUAAUUGUUUUGGUAAAAACCAGAACCAAUUUGAAACAUAUGAGCUUUGCACUCGAUUUUGCCAAUCUACCGCUUGCCUCGCAGGUCAAUCUCUUUUACUUGCAAGAGACAGUUCACCGGUAAAUUGCAAAGAUAUGGAAUGUCCUACUGGAUAUCGUUGCGUCUAUGACAAACUUUUCAAUCGUCAUGUCUGCUGUGGUCAUUCUCCCACGGGUGUUUGCCCAAUUGGAACUGUCUCAUUCUCACACGUCCGAUCAAAUCAACCAAUGAGAUGUAAUCCGUCCGCUUACAGUGAUGUAUGUCCAGCGGAUUACGUUUGUACAACUCAAGGAUUACACAGUUUCUGUUGCUCUCCGCACGAUGCAAUAUGCCCAGCAGGCCAACAGCCAUACGUGCAUAUAGUUUCAAAAAAUAGUAUGAAAUGCAAUCCAUUGGAAACGUCAUCAUGCCCAAAGACCUACUAUUGCUCACCCGCGGUUCCCGGUGCGCAUUGGGGAUUCUGUUGUAGUGUCCAUAUUGAAGCAUCAUGCCCUGUAGAAACAGAACCCUACCUCGAUUUUUUAAGUAAAAUACCAGUAAGGUGUACAGUUGGUGUGACACAAUGCAAUAUUGGUUAUUCAUGUCAAAGUUCUCAAUCAGGAUCUCUAAUUGGAUUUUGUUGUACAAUUCCAAAAAUCAAUUACCGUCCUCCAUCUCGAUCUACCGUAAGCCCGGAGGAUUCCCCUAUUUCCGGUGAUCAUCACUUUCUCAUCCACAAUGAAGGAAUAAUUGGCCCAUCAAUAAAGACUCGUACGUCACACGAUGUGUUUUACUCGUUGCAACCUUUGUCAAAGUUUCCAAGUGCAGGUCAUCAAAAACCUAGCAAGACAUUUCAAAAAGUGACAAAGUCAACUUCCACAUAUGGUGUUGUCUCAAAUUACAAACCAGCGUUGUGCCCACCAAGAGCAACGUCGGUAUUCUAUGCGAACACUCAAAUUAAUGUUGAAUGCACUCCGGCGGAGGGAUAUAGUUUUGAAUGUCCGGAUGGAGCGACUUGUGUCGGAGCUUAUAUGGAUCUUGCUGGAAGAAAAGUAUGUUGCGAAAUGCCGAAAACCACACCGAUGCCAACGUUUGUAUACUUUGUCACUUCAAUACCAAGAAUGGUUCGAUAUAAAACAACAGAUCAUUUCUGCCCAUAUGCCAUUCGUCACUUACAAUGCCAUCCAUCCGGCUCAACUUGUCCAAUGGGAUAUUUUUGUCAAUAUUUGUUUGAAAUUUCUUCAUUUUCUUGCUGCUCGUUGUACUAAAUUAUUGGACGAGGUGGUCCCAUUCCCACUAAGUAAUCCCGCUUCUACUGCUUUCUCUAAUUGUUUCCAGUUCACUGAUUUGACAAUGUUUUUGAGUCAGAGUGUAUGGGUUUGCAAAAUUCGGGAGUAGUUUGGAGUAAGGAAAAGAGGAUUAUCUCAAUUCUAUGCUUCGUGCUCACGCCUUACAUCCUCUUGAAACUGCUCUUCGGACAUUUUGAAGAUUUAACUGUUUUUUGUUAAGUUUGAUCUCAUUAACGGAAAUUAUUUGUUUUUCCUUCUUUUAUAAGUAACACACUUUUUUGAUAAGAUUUUUGUAAAGAAGUGAAAUACUAUAAAUACAAAACUUCAAAUACCUAUAUUCAAUACGUUACAUCAUAAACCUAAAGCACUCUGUCUCAGAAAUGUUACAGAUUGAUGCAUUCAUUAUGAAAGUACAGUUGGCAAAAUUUGACUGUUUUAAUUUUGAUACAAUAACCAUAUUCAAACCGGGUAUCCUUGUCAGUCUCUACGAUUACUUCAAAUCUCAGUGUGAAUUUUUUCAAUUAAAAUCACAUAUUGUUCAAUAUCGUAAAUGAUUUUUGGUAAUAAAGUAGU
Messenger RNA from Caenorhabditis elegans, 2223 nucleotides. It is a transcript of the gene ZC504.1, whose product is annotated as BPTI/Kunitz inhibitor domain-containing protein. The coding region runs from base 1 to 1629 and encodes 542 amino acids. NCBI's taxonomy places the organism in Eukaryota, Metazoa, Nematoda, Chromadorea, Rhabditida, Rhabditidae. The record is from RefSeq and is marked reviewed. The transcript has 9 exons. Gene Ontology annotation, molecular function: endopeptidase inhibitor activity; serine-type endopeptidase inhibitor activity.